This is a messenger RNA of Jaculus jaculus (lesser Egyptian jerboa), 4477 nucleotides long. It is a transcript of the gene Rtel1, whose product is annotated as regulator of telomere elongation helicase 1. Gene Ontology annotation, cellular component: nucleus. Gene Ontology annotation, molecular function: hydrolase activity, acting on acid anhydrides, in phosphorus-containing anhydrides; DNA binding; DNA polymerase binding. The record is from RefSeq and is a predicted model, not a curated record. Gene Ontology annotation, biological process: DNA recombination; DNA repair; DNA replication. Lineage: Eukaryota; Metazoa; Chordata; Mammalia; Rodentia; Dipodidae. Bases 280 to 4107 code for a protein of 1275 amino acids. The transcript has 35 exons.
GUUAGCAACAACUUCGCGCUUCUGCCCGCGAAGUCCGAAUCUGUAAACCUCCAGAUCCGCACCCUGCUAGCACCUGGAGCCAGUUUUGAAAGGCUCCUCGCCGUGACAAGUGAGCUGAGAGCGGCGGAGGGCCUGUCUCGGGCUCCUUACCCAAGCGGAAUUCCUGCAAAGAGCAAUGCUGUGUUCCAGUUAACGGAAGUGUUUGAAGCCCUGAGAUGUUCAGAGCAGUUUUUCUCAGUGACCUAGUCUACAUCUGUGUCCUCCUGAAAACAGGCUGAUAUGCCCAAAAUAGUCCUGAAUGGUGUGACAGUGGAUUUCCCUUUCCAGCCCUACCAGUGCCAACAGGAGUACAUGACCAAGGUUCUGGAAUGUCUCCAAAAGAGAGUGAAUGGCAUCCUUGAGAGCCCUACAGGAACUGGGAAGACACUUUGUCUCCUCUGUACCACACUGGCUUGGCGGGAACACCUCCGGGAUGCUGUUUCUGCCCGCAAGAUUGCCGAGAGAGUGCAAGGGGAGCUUUUCCUUGGUCAGGCCUUAUCAUCCUGGGGGAAUGCUGCUGCCACUGAUGGAGACCCAAUAGCUUGCUAUACAGACAUCCCAAAGAUUAUCUACGCUUCUAGGACCCACUCACAGCUAACACAGGUCAUCAGUGAGCUUCGGAACACCUCGUACCGGCCCAGGAUAUGUGUGCUGGGCUCCCGGGAGCAGCUGUGCAUUCAUCCAGAGGUGAAGAAGCAGGAGAAUAACCACAUACAGAUACACCUGUGCCGCAAGAAGGUGGCUAGUCGCUCCUGUCAUUUCUACAACAAUGUAGAAGAGAAAAGUCUGGAUCAGGAGCUGGCCAUUCCCAUCCUGGACAUUGAGGACCUGGUCAAGAGUGGGAAUAAACACAAAGUAUGCCCAUAUUACCUUUCUCGGAACCUCAAGCAGCAAGCUGAUAUCAUCUUCAUGCCGUACAAUUACUUGUUGGAUGCCAAGAGUCGUAGGGCACACAACAUUGACCUGAAGGGGACAGUUGUGAUCUUUGAUGAAGCCCACAAUGUGGAGAAGAUAUGUGAGGAGUCUGCCUCCUUUGACUUAACCCCUCGUGACAUGGCUUCAGGACUAGAGGCUAUCGAUCAUGUUUUAGAGGAGCAAACCCGGGUGGCCCAGCAAAGUGAACUCUACCUGGAGUUCAGUGUACACACUCCCAACUCAGGGCUGAACAUGGAGCUGGAAAACAUUGCGAAGCUGAAGAUGAUCCUGCUUCGCCUGGAGGGGGCUAUUGAUGCUAUCCAGCUGCCUGGAGAUGACAGUGGAGUCACUAAGCCCGGGAGCUACAUCUUCGAGCUAUUUGCUGAAGCCCAGAUAACAUUUCAGACCAAGAGCUGCAUCCUGGAGUCACUGGAGCAGAUCAUCCAGUACCUGGCAGGACGUACUGGUGUAUUCACAAACACAGUUGGGUUGCAGAAGCUUGUGGACAUCAUCCAGAUUGUGUUCAGUGUGGACCCCCCUGAGGGCAGCUCUGGUUCUAUAGUGGGGCUAGGCGUCUCACAGUCCUAUAAGGUACACAUACAUCCUGAUACCAGCCACCGGAAGGCAGGUCAGCAGUUGGAUACCUGGAGCACCACUACAUCAAGGAAACAAGGGAAGGUACUGAGCUACUGGUGCUUCAGCCCUGGCCACAGCAUGCGUGAGCUGGUCCACCAGGGUGUCCACACCAUCAUCCUCACCAGUGGCACGCUGGCCCCACUGUCCUCCUUUGCCCUGGAGAUGCAAAUCCCAUUUCCAGUCUGCUUGGAGAACUCACAUGUCAUUGACAGACACCAGCUCUGGGUGGGGGUUAUCCCCAAAGGCCCUGACGGGGUCCAGCUGAGCUCUGCUUAUGACAAACGGUUUUCUGAGGAGUGCUUGUCCUCCCUGGGGAAAGCUCUGGGUAACAUCGCACGUGUGGUACCCCAUGGGCUUCUGGUCUUCUUUCCUUCCUAUCCUGUCAUGGAGAAGAGCUUGGAGUUCUGGCAAGCCCGAGACUUGGCCAAGAAGGUAGAGGGACUGAAGCCUCUAUUUGUGGAGCCCAGGAACAAAGGCAGCUUCUCAGAGGUCAUUGAUGCCUACUACAAGCAGGUUGCCUCUCCUGGUUCUAGUGGGGCUACUUUUCUAGCUGUGUGCCGGGGCAAGGCCAGCGAGGGCCUGGACUUCGCAGACAUGAAUGGUCGCGGUGUGAUUGUCACGGGCCUCCCAUAUCCCCCACGCAAGGACCCCCGAGUUGUCCUCAAGAUGCAGUUCCUAGAUGAGAUGAAGGGCAGGAGUGGGACUGGAGGCCAGUUCCUCUCUGGGCAGGAGUGGUACCGGCAGCAGGCAUCCAGGGCUGUGAACCAGGCCAUUGGGCGAGUUAUCCGACACCGACACGAUUAUGGUGCUGUCUUCUUAUGUGACCACAGGUUUGGCUAUGCUGAUGCCAGGGCCCAGUUGCCUUCCUGGGUGCGACCCUACCUCAAGGUGUAUGAUAACUUUGGCCAUGUUGUCCGAGAUGUGUCCCAGUUCUUCCGUGUUGCUAAGAAAACUUUACCUGCACCAGCCCCCCAUGCUACAGCCUCAAGUGUGGUUAAGGGAGAAGCUGCUGUCGGAGUGGCUACAUUGUCCAGCCCCUUCCUGUCCACCAGGAAAGCCAUGUGUCUAGAUUUACAUGUGCCCAGCUUAAGGCAGAGGUCCACAGAGUCACCAGCUGUCAGCAAUCCUGAGAGCGGCAUGUGUGUGGAAUAUGAACAGCCAGUCUCUGCCCAGCAACAGCCCAUUGGGCUUCUGGCUGCCUUGGAACACAGUGAACAGAAGGCCGAGAUGCCUGGGGAGGAGGUGCAGAGCAGGGCACUCAGCUCCUCAACCCUUUCCUUUCGGUGUGAGAAGAGACCAUCAGUUGAGCAUAGAGGAGGAAAGAAAAAGGUCAGGCUGGUCAGCCACUCGGAGGAGCCAGUGGCUAGUGCACAGGUGGACAGAGCCAAGCUGUUCAUGGUGGCUGUGAAGCAGGCACUAAGCCACGCCAACUUCAACACCUUCACUCAGGCCCUGCAGCACUACAAGGCCUCUGAUGACUUUGAAGCUCUGUCAGCCUCCCUCACCUGCCUGUUUGCUGGAGACCCUAAGAAGCAUACCCUGCUCAAAGGCUUUUACCAGUUUGUACGACCCCACCACAAGCAGCAAUUUGGGGACAUCUGCUUCCAGCUAACAGGCCAAGGCUGUGGCUACCAGCCACAGCACAACCUUUCCCAUGGAGAUUGGGCACAGCCAGCUCCAGAUACCACCAGAAGCAGGAAGUCUGAGACAAGGCUGACCUUGUCUGAGGGUGUGGACGGACAGCUGGGCUCCAGAGAGCAUCUGAACCAGGGAAGGCUCCAUCUGUCAAUCCAAGCAUCCCAUGAAGGAGACUCCAACAGCUGUUCACAUGUGGGGUCUGGAGUGGAGAAACCUGGCCAGUCGGCUGUGAGUACCUAUUUGGCAGAUGUCCGUGAGGCCCUGGGGCCUGCAGGCUACAGCCAGCUUGUGACAGCACUGAGGGCAUACAAACAGGAUGAUGACCUAGAAAGAGUGUUGCUUGUGCUGGCAGCACUGACCACUGCAAAGCCUGAGGACUUCACUCUGCUGCAAAGGUUUGGCAUGUUCGUGCGUCCCCACCACAAGCCUCGCUUCCUCCAGACCUGUGCAGACCUGAUGGGUUUGCCUAACUUAGGUGGCGGCGUGGGGCAGCUUUGUCCUCAGGAGGAGAACACGGCUGUGUCUCCUGAGUUUGUCCACAGGGACCCCCAACCAGGCCCCUCAACAUCUGAGAAACCUGGGAAGACCCAGAGCAAGAUCUCAUCCUUCUUUAGACAGAGACCAGCCAAGUGUAUGGGGGCUGAUGACACGACCACAGUAUCCACACAGCCACAGGCCCCCGGGCACAUAAAGCCUGAGUGGACAGGUUUUAUGUGCCCAGACUGUAGGGCAGAGGACACAGUGCUCUUCCAGUGCCUUUCCUGUGAUUUCCACUGCUGCUGGGCCUGCUGGCAACCUCACCUCCAGGUUGGUGCCUGGCCCUUCAGUUUCUGCCAGGCAUCUCCCAGCUGGUGGGCUGAAAGGGAUGGGCUGUACUAGGCUGUAGUGCCCGUCCAUGUCUCUACAGGCCUCUAGGAUGUGCCCAGUUUGCCGCACUACCACCAGGAAACAGAGCAUCAUGCAGGUCUUCUGGCUGGAGCCUCAGUGAGCACCUAUGUUCCCUAGGGGUCCUUAAUGUGGCUGGACACUGCCCUGUCACUCCUUGGUGUGGUCAGUGAUGGAGGCUGACCCACUACAGUGCUCACAACAGGCCCAGCCCUUGGCUGUCCGGUGGCACCUGUACCUGUGAAGAGUCAUAAGCUACCUUGUAUUCUGAGGUGGGCGAGUUUUGUUUUGUGAAUGGUGCCUCAGGGCUCUGUACCACAUAUUCAAGAGACAAGUUGUUCAAUAAAAAUCUUAGUGGUCAGGA